Molecule: messenger RNA, 276 nt
Organism: Haemonchus placei
Lineage: Eukaryota; Metazoa; Nematoda; Chromadorea; Rhabditida; Trichostrongylidae
Source: the annotation of a GenBank genome assembly
AUGGAUAAGGCUGCAAAGCUUACCAAACGGUCAAAGAGGCAGUCUGUGAAGAAGGUGGUUCAUUACAUCAAAAUGUUUGCCAUUGACGACCUGAAGGCUUCUACCAUUGAUGAGCUGCUUGCACAAAACGUGGAUGCAAAAGCUAUCAUUCUCUCCGACGGUUCCUCCUCACAUGUGAACUUGGACAAGAACUUUGCUAAGCAUAUUCCAAUCGUAGAGAAGGGAAACGUGGACGAAGUGGUAAAGAAGGGACUACCUUGGGUACAUAUAAUAAUA